Molecule: messenger RNA, 1053 nt
Organism: Wyeomyia smithii (pitcher-plant mosquito)
Lineage: Eukaryota; Metazoa; Arthropoda; Insecta; Diptera; Culicidae
Exons: 1
Coding region: 1-1053 (350 amino acids)
Biological process (GO): DNA integration
Molecular function (GO): nucleic acid binding
Source: RefSeq, a predicted model, not a curated record
AUGGGCUACUUUCUCAAGUUUAUUUGUCUAGCUCAGAAGAAAACUCCGAAAGUAUCCCCCAAUGCAUCUCGGAUGCUAUCCACAAUAGAUCUUAAAGCAGCAGAUCACGCACUUGCACGUUUAGCUCAAGCCCAGCUCUAUCCAGCUGAGCUUGCUCUGUUGAACUGUUCAACGAGAUGUGAGAAUGACCUCAAGUCAUCGCCACUCAAAUGGUUAAAACCGUUCAUGUGUGAGAACGGUCUGAUUCGAGUUGGAGGUCGCCUGUCUAACUCUGAUCUUCCUGAAGGCAUGAAACAUCCAAUUGUCGUCUCCGCAAAUCAUCCGUUGGCAGAGACAAUCGUGACUUACUACCAUGAAUUGCUCUUGCAUGCUAGUCCCCAGCUAAUGCUCUCAUUUAUUCGUCAAAAAUACUGGAUAAUUGGAGCACGAAACCUAGUCCGCCGUGUUUAUCAUCGAUGCAUCAAAUGUUUCAGGCAAAAACCAAUUUUGAUCCAGCAAGCCACAGCAGACUUACCGAAAUCCCGAGUGUCACCAUCCCGACCGUUCUCAGUUAGUGGCAUCGAUUAUUGCGGUCCCGUAUAUUUGAAAUCCGCAGUCCGUAGACACGGACCAGUCAAGGCAUACAUUGCUAUCUUUGUCUGCUUUGCAACGAAGGCCGUUCAUAUUGAACUGAUCUCUGACCUGUCGACACCAGCUUUCCUAUCAGCCCUCCGGCGGUUCGUAGCCCGUCGUGGUCGAAUCCGUGAACUACAUUCCGACAAUGGAACCGCAUUUAAAGGGGCAUCCAACCACCUACAUCACGUGUUUGAAAUGCUGAAAUCGAAUGGAACCGAACGAGAUCGAAUUGUCGCCUGUUGUGUUGACAAUGAAAUUGAGUGGAAAUUCCCACCACCUCGAGCCCCCCAUUUCGGAGGGUUGUGGAAGGCCGCAGUAAAAUCUGCCAAGUACAUCCUUCUGCGAGAAAUAGGCCACACAAGUAUCAGCCAGGAGGACAUGAUUACUCUGCUAGCACAGAUUGAAAUGUGCUUAAACUGUGACACCGGUUCCUGGUGA